CGUAUCAAGUACUUUGGUGAUCGCUUGUGACAACUUGGUCGUUAAGUGGUUCCACAUGAAGGAAUUGAACAUGGUGCUGGGUUUGAAAAUCAGCUUUGCCCGAGCGAGUAGCGUUAUGACCCUCAAUAUGAUGGACCCCAUAUAUCAGCAACUGUUGAAGUGCACUGUGCCAUGGGAAGCUCUAGGAUUUACCUUGUUAUCAGGCAGUUGUAUAGCAGUGUUGUCUACGUUAUGUUCUGUGCUAGUUGCGAUCAUGGACAAACGAGCAGACAAACUAGGGUUCAACAAGAAUAACAGCAACGAUGAAAAUGACAACAAAAAAGAGACGGAGGAGCACCAAUCAAUGACCACGUGUUCAGACGUGAGACGCUUUCCAGCCUCGUUCUGGCUCAUUGGUAUCAGUGUAUCUCUCUACUACAUGCAGUUGUUUCCUUUCGUUGCCCAGGGAGAGCUGUACUUUGUUAAGAAAUACGACCGAUCCCUGGAUGAAGCGAACGCAAUCAAUAGCAUGGUUUUCCUCGUCGGGGCAGUGACGAUACCGCUUUUUGGAGCUGCAAUAGACAAAGUGGGCCGAAAUCUUAUCUGGAUGUUGGCCGGACUGUUUCUCUCUUUAGCCAGUCACCUUUUACUGACAUUCACAGUUGUAGAACCAUAUGCAUGCACGGUUUUAUUAGGACUCGGUUAUUCACUGGUUGUGACCACUUGGCAGCCGCUUGUGACGUAUGUUAUAGCGCCCAAUCAUCUUGGAACCGCGUUUGGCAUUGCGUUUACAAUAAACUCAGUGUGUCAGUCCGUGAACGCCUAUAUUACAGGCUACAUUGUAGAUAACAUGGGAUAUUUUGUGCUGGAGGUCUUCUUCAUUAUGUUCACCACUUGCUCGAUAGUAUUCACCUUAUUGCUGUAUUUGAGAGACGCAUCUUCAGGAAAGACAUUAAACCUUACCGCAAAAGAGCGAAGUCGCAAAACAAAGUGAAGUUCUUGCCUUCGACAGCGGCAGGUAGGACACUAUACCUUACCAUUGGAGAGCAAAGCCGCAAUACAAAAUAAUGUAGCAGCCUUACACAAGCGCUGGGACGACCUUAACCCAUUUAUGCCUAGUGGACUCUCCCAUCCAUCUAAAUUGGAGCAAUUUAUUUCCAAAAUUAGGGGUGUCUAGUAUAUUUAUUUCUAUAUUUAGAAUAUUAGUUACAGAAAUUCUUUUUAGCAAACAUCGCAGACCCUGAUGAGACGCCGCAUCAUGCGGCGUUUCAUCUGGGUCUACGCUGUUUGCCAAGGCCUUCUUUCUAGACGCUAGGCAUAAAUGGGUUAGCAUUUACAAAAAGAGAGAGAAAUCACGAAACAAACUUAAGUACUAGCCUUUCUAAAACGGUACGGAGGACAUUAAUAUACCGUUAGAUAUUGAAAUAAAAUAAAGUAGUAGCCUUCAAAAAUGGCUGGGACGACAUUAAAUCUUACAUAAAAGAGUGAAGUCGCAAAUUAAAGUAAAGUACUUGCAUUCAACAACGACAGAAGAGACGUUAAAACUUAUACUUAGAUAGCUAAUUCGCAAAGCAAACUAAAGUACUUGCCUUCCACAGUAACGGAACGCAAUUACCUUAACCCAUUAAUGCCAAGCGUCUAGAAAAAAGGCCUUGGCAAACA
Messenger RNA from Dreissena polymorpha, 1641 nucleotides. RefSeq names its product major facilitator superfamily domain-containing protein 1-like. The record is from RefSeq and is a predicted model, not a curated record. The coding region runs from base 56 to 973 and encodes 305 amino acids. Gene Ontology annotation, biological process: transmembrane transport. The transcript is spliced from 10 exons. Gene Ontology annotation, molecular function: transmembrane transporter activity. NCBI's taxonomy places the organism in Eukaryota, Metazoa, Mollusca, Bivalvia, Myida, Dreissenidae.